This is a messenger RNA of Musa acuminata AAA Group (dessert banana), 649 nucleotides long. RefSeq names its product 1,4-dihydroxy-2-naphthoyl-CoA thioesterase 1. The transcript has 3 exons. Gene Ontology annotation, biological process: phylloquinone biosynthetic process. Gene Ontology annotation, cellular component: peroxisome. Gene Ontology annotation, molecular function: 1,4-dihydroxy-2-naphthoyl-CoA thioesterase activity. Bases 60 to 548 code for a protein of 162 amino acids. The record is from RefSeq and is a predicted model, not a curated record. Lineage: Eukaryota; Viridiplantae; Streptophyta; Magnoliopsida; Zingiberales; Musaceae.
GUGACGUGAAGUCAAAGGGGCGGUCCGUAGGCGCGGUAGUUCGCCCUAACCAAGAAGAGAUGACCGAAGCAGAGGACUCCUCGUCGCCGCCGCCGCCGAUGGCGAGCAUCGACCGCACCCUCCACGCCCUCGGUUUCCAGUACACGCUAAUCUCGCCUGGGAAACUCACCGGCCGCCUCAAGGUCACCGAAACGUGUUGCCAGCCCUUUGACGUCCUAAACGGAGGAGUCUCGGCUCUGGUGGCGGAAUCGGUGGCCAGUUUGGGAGCCUAUGUGGCCUCCGGGUUCCGACGAGUGGCGGGCGUCCAACUCUGCACCAACCACGUCAAGGCUGCUCUGCUCGGCGAAGAAGUAGAGGCGGAAGCGAAGCCCAUUCAGGUUGGCGGAGCCAUCCAAGUUUGGGAGGUGCAGAUAAGGAAGAUUGACCCUUCUCCCUCGGGAAGCAAAGCAUUGUUAUCGACAUCGAAGGUCACUCUGUUAUGCUAUCGACAAGCGCCUCAUUCCGUCGAGGACUAUGCAGAGACUAUCAAGAAGUAUGCGAAGCUGUAAUCCAUGUCACUAAUUCUAAGUAUGCCAUGCUCCUGUCAUCCAACAUGUGUACCCUUUGUAUGAAAACAUUAUAUUUUUAGAGAGAAUAUGUUAGAUGAUCA